AUGGCCUUCAUCACUGGCCUGCACGUCUCCAUCAACUUUGAUGAAAAGAAAUUGCUCGAAAGCAAAGGCUUCCAGCAAAUCACUAAAAACCUGAACGAAGGCAUUGCGGGUGCAAACAGCAUCUACCUCUGGUACAAGAAAGGAGACACGGCCCCCAUCACCAGGGUCCAGGUCUCCUUCAAUGAGGAGAUGGCAGUGAAGCUGACGGGUUACCAUAAGAUAGAUAAAAAUCUCAACACUGGUACCUCUGGAAAGCCUCUGUACAUGUGGUUCUCAAAGACCACAGGAGACUAUGACGUCCCCAUCACUGACAUCGUGGUGACCGUGGACCCCAACAGCGAGGUGGCCCAGCUGACCACGAGCGACCUGAACCUGGGAACCAGAGGGAAGUUUGUGUACGCUUGGCUGAAGAGAGAGCGUCCCAUUUACAUCUGCGACGUCACCGCCACCGCCACCUACGGCCAGGACCUGUCACUGUUCUCCAAAGGCUACACCCGAGUGGACGUCAACACCAACAUGGGAACCAGGGGCGGGGCCGAGGUCUUCAUCUGGUACCGUAAGACCAUCAACAAGGAGCUCAGUCUGGUCGCCCUGGACGUCUCCAUCAACCAAGAACAAGCUGAGAAACUGAAGCAGCUGAACUACAACAUGGUGGGAGUCAAUUUGAAUGAAAACACCUCUGGAAGUGACGUGUAUCUGUGGUUCCAGACAAAGCCGAAGCUGGACCGAGUCCGAGGCCUGGUGCUGCUGCGAAACAGCGACGCUGUGGAGGUUUACAAGAGAGGGAGAGUCACCGUCGUGGAGAGAAGCCUGAACGCAGGGAACCACGGCGACAUCAUCUACAUGUGCUUUGUUUAG
Messenger RNA from Knipowitschia caucasica, 858 nucleotides. Lineage: Eukaryota; Metazoa; Chordata; Actinopteri; Gobiiformes; Gobiidae. The record is from the annotation of a GenBank genome assembly.